Dictyostelium discoideum AX4 is the source of this 2469-nucleotide messenger RNA. RefSeq lists its product as hypothetical. The transcript has 3 exons. The record is from RefSeq and is a predicted model, not a curated record. NCBI's taxonomy places the organism in Eukaryota, Evosea, Eumycetozoa, Dictyosteliales, Dictyosteliaceae. The coding region runs from base 1 to 2469 and encodes 822 amino acids.
AUGAUAUCAAUCGAAGAAAAUAUUAAAUACAAAGAAGGAACACUUUCAGUUUUGUCAUCUGAUGCAAGAUGUGGAUUAAUAUCAACAGCUAUUAGUGGAGGACCAAAUGGUAAAUCAUUUUGUUUCAAGUUAUCACAUGAAAUUGAUGAAUCAAUUCUUUAUUGGUUAUCUGAUGAGAAUGAAGAAUCAAUGAAAGAAUGGGUAAGAGUAUUACAAUUAUCAUGUGCAAUUCAAAAGGAACCAGAGAAAGUUCAAGUUAAAGGUAGAUCAAAAUCUGUAGCAUUUAAGCCAGGAGCAAUAGAGAUUGCAGGUAUAACAUCAGAUCAUAAAGGUUGGUUAAAAAAGUAUACAUCAUCAGGUACAUUUAGAAAAACACUUCAAUGGAAAAAGAGAUGGUUCGUACUAAAGGAUUUAGUACUCUAUUAUUAUGAAGGACCAGAAUCGAAUCUAAAAGGAAAGAUCUCCAUUCCAAAUUGGAGUGUAGAAAUUGAAAAAACCAUACCCAUUGGUUAUUGUUUUACAUUAUCUCAUCCAGGUUAUACACCAAUUACCCUUCAAGCAGAGACAGAAGAUGAUCGUAAGAAAUGGGUUCAAAAAAUUAAAGAUAACAAUCGUAGCCUUACAAAAUCUUUAGCAACUCCAAAUGAAAUCACAAGACUUUGUGAUUGGUUUAAACAAUUGACACAAUUGGACAUUAAAGAACCAUUGGAGUUAGUUUGUAAUGCUUCAUUUGUUUCAAAUAUUUUGGAAAAAGUUGGUUUACAUGUUGAUUUACCUGACAGAGAUCAUAAAUCUCAAAGAAGUACUGAUAACGAUUGGUCUUUGUUAGCUUUUGAUAAUAUAAUUAAAGCUUGUCAAUUUAAAGGUAUUAAAUUUGAUCAAACUAUUUUACCAGAAGAUUUUAUAAUUGGUGAUCCUGUUGUUUUAACUUUUAUUAUUUCAAUAAUGAAUCAUUUUAAUCCAAACAGUAAACCAUCUUUAAUUAUAACUUCAACACCAUCAAUAAAUACAACAAAUACAACAAAUACAACAAAUACAACAAAUACAACAAAUACAACAAAUACAACAACAACAACCACUACAACAACAACCAAUACAAAAGAGCAACCAUCAAAUUCAUCUGAAACAUCACCACAAACAACACCAAGAUCAAUGGUUUCUGAUAUAUCAUCAGUUGCGACUGAUAGCGUUUCUGAUAGUGUUAAUAAUAAUAAUAAUAAUAAUAAUAAUAAUAAUAAUAAUAAUAAUAAUAAUAAUAAUAAUAAUAAUAAUAAUAAUAAUAAUACAAUUUCAACAAGUAAAAGUUUAAGUUUUGAUAGUAAUAAAAAAUCAAAAGUAUCAACUCCAACAACUACAACAACUGAUAAAAAAGAUAAAAAAGAUAAAGAUACAAAAUCAACACCAACUACGCCAAAUACAACUUCACCAACUACAAUUUCAAUAAAUCCAACUAAUGCACCAACUCCAUUGGAACCAAAACCAAUUGAAUCAAAACCAAUUGAAACUAAACCAACCGAAACUAAGCCAAUUGAAGAUAUUAAAACAACCAAAACAACAUCAACUCCAGUUAAACCACUUAAUAUUCCUCCUCAAAGAACUUCAGAUGAUGUGGACAUAGAUAUUAUGAAUUCAUUAGAUUUUGGUUUUGAUGAUGCUCCAACACCACCAACAAUAACAACAACAACUAAAACUUCAGUGGAAGUUGAUUUAAUUAAUGAAAUUAUUGCAGAAACAGAUGAUAACAAUAAUAAUAAUAAUAAUAAUAAUAAUAAUAAUAAUAAUAAUAAUAAUAAUAAUAAUAAUAAUAAUAGCGGUACCGAUAAUAAUAAUAAUAAUAAUAGUAAAGUUACAACACCAAUUUCUACACCAACUUCAACACCAGUUAAAUCAACAUCACCAAGAUUUGUUUCACCAUAUAGAAAUUUAAAAAGAGUUGAAACUCAUGAUGUUUUAGGUGAAUUUGAUAAAAUAUUUUCAUCACUUUCAAAGACAGUUAAAAAUUGUGAAUUAUGUAAUGAACCAAUCGCAAGUGAUCCAAUUGAAAUACCUUGUGGUAAAGCUUGGCAUAGACAUCAUUUUCAAUGUUGUACUUGUUCAAAAUCAAUUCUUUGUAUUGAUGAAGAAUUACCAUAUGUCGUUAGAGAUGAUAAUAUUUAUUGUAAAGAAGAUCAUGAUAAAUUAUUUAAAGAUGGUAAUUGUUCAGAAUGUAAUAAAUCAUUAAUGAUUACAUUUGCAUAUAAAGGAAAUUUAUUAUGUAGAGAACAUUAUUUAAAUCAUGUUGGUGAUAUGAUUUGCCAAAGUUGUGAAGCACCAAUUGGUAAUAAAUCUUAUCAAACCUUUGAAGGUAAAAAAUGGCAUUUAGAACACUUUAAAUGUUCAUAUUGCAGUAAAAAAUUACCAGAUCCAUUAGUUGCUAAAUUUAAAAAUUCAAAACCUUAUUGCGGCACUUGUUCUGUAAAAUUAUUUUAA